AUGGACGACGCUGAUUCCCAAAGCCUGCUGAGAUUCGUGCUCGGAUUCUUCUCUCGAAGGAACCCAGAAAGUCCGGUACAUCCGGCAUCACUAAGUUCACGGAAACGCGAAGCCUGGCUGCGGGUAGAUUCAUUUAUACAGCGCGAUGAAAUCUACAAAGCUGACCGGGAUAGCGUUGCGAGAACUCUGCGCGCUUUUGAAACCAUGGUUGAAGACAUUGCUGGUCUUGAAUUAGAUUCUCCGUAUCCAAAGCUGCAGGCAACGCGCCGCAUGAUAGAGGAGCAUUCGAAUCACGAUCGGGAUGCAAACCUAGGAACUGCCAUCUCCGGAAGCAAACGCAAACGAGAAAUCGACGAUGUCAUUCAGCAACUUUCUCAUUUGAACAAAGAGCCAAAGAAACUCAUCACAGACAGCGGGGCCAACAUAAAGUCUAAAAGCGAAGGCUAUCGCAAUGCGCUACAUUCAGCUUUAUAUGAAAGGUACCAGGAAGACGUAGAACACCCAGUCGAUAAAGGAGUCGACGUCAAUGCUCAGCACGAAAAAUACAGCAUCGCUCUGCAAAUAGCUUCAUAUAAAGGGCACCAGGAAGACGUUCAAUCCUUUAUCGACAGCGGAGCCGAUGUCAAUGCUCAAGAUGAAGAGCACGGCAAUGCUCUUUAUGCUGCUUCAUAUCAAGGACACCAGGAAAUCGUUCAGAUCCUCAUCGAUAGCGGGGCCAACGUCAAUGCUCAGCACGAAAGAUACGGCAGCGCUCUGCAGGCAGCUUCAUAUAAAGGACACCAGGAAAUCGUACAAAUAUUAAUCGACAACGGCGCCGAAGUCAACGCCGAUCAUCCAAAUAUACCGUUCAGCAUUCCCAACCUAACUGGAGCGCCUUCCCAGGCAACAUUCCGCGAUUCCGCUCUUGGAACGUCGAUCGCUCAUGAGAGCUCAAAACAUUCGAUCGAUCAUAAGAUUGAUACGUCUACUCAUGAUAUGGCCACGGUGGAAGAAGUUGACGACAGGCUCGAACUUGACACAAUCUACACGCAAAGAUCAAACGACUCUAUCGGACAGAAGGUCUAUGAGUACAAGACUGAUCUGACGGCCAGAUUGCACCACGAACUAUUACUUUGUGCUGCUGAUCAAGAAGAUAUUGCCAGAAUUUCAGGAUCCUUACCUCAACUCCUCCAGUUCUUCGCUUUCAAAAUCGCCAAAGAGGGGGAGGGCAGGGAAUACCAAGACACCAAACGAUUCAUGCUUAAGCAUCGAAGGUCUAUUGCCGAGCAACUGUCUGCUAAAGCUAAAGAGUCUCAUACAGUUUCAGAGUCUACGAGGGCACUGUUGCCAUUGGAUGCCAAUUCGAAAGAUUUCUCACAAAAGUCGGACUCGGUCAUUGAAGUAGCGGAAGAAGUUGGGCCAGAAUUUCGAAAGUUGCCAUCAAUGUCAUAUACUGACGAGGUGAAAGCUUGGAUUUCCCAAGUGCGACACGGAGCUAAUCCAGAAAUACCGCUCGAAUCUGACCAUGAAGACGUCGAUUCAGAGCUCGCUUUCCUGGACGGGAUCGAAGACUUGGAAGAUCAAUUUUGGGAAACAAAAGGGGACGAGUUCUCGAAGUUGGUAACCGAAUCGCGUGCUUACCAAUGGCUGCUUGAAAAGCUAAGGAAUGAACUUGAGCUGGGGAUUCCUACCGAGUCAUCAACUCCAAGACUGUCGGAACUGGUUUUCAGAGCACUAAACGAGGGACAAAAAUCCAGCAGGGAAUCCACUCCUCGACGCAUUGAUGCCGUCUUUGAUGCGGAGUGGUCUCCGCACUCCUUCUUCAAGGAGCAGGAAUACGGCGUUCCGCCGGAUGAAGCUGUUGUAAAGGCAUUGAUCUUAGUUGGCACCAUCACACAAGCAGAAGGAAUGGCUUGUGGAGACUACCUUCUAAGGCAAUGGCCAGAGUCUGCACCAAGUUUUAUACGGUUGGUGAAAUCAGUGGUCAGGUCAGCAGAAGGCACAUCACACAAUGAAACGCUCAGCGACAAUACCAAGCUUUCAGCCUUAGUCAAGGAUGGCCGCUUAUUACUAAAAGCUUACGGACAUCCCGAUUCGGUUGUUGAGAUUGGCGAGCAACUCAUGUGGAUCAGCUGUGCUCUUCGGUCCUCGAACUUCAGCGAGGUGGGUACUUGUCAGCCUUCUGUCGGCACGAUUUCAACCACAAACCGUUCAGAUUCAUGUGUUACAAUGCACAUCGAACUCACGGCUACACCCAAGCUUGCUAGAUUACGGGGAUCUGAGAGUGGCGCUUGCUGGCAAGGGUUAUUUCAAAACCCAUUAGUAGUAGAAUGUUACCCUAUUGCUCUCCGGUGUUCUGGGUUAGCAAUGGGACUACAGCUAUCACUAAACACUCUGAUGGCCCUGGUACAAGAUUCCAGGCUUGUGUCGUACAUGGGAAAACUGUUCAUCAAAACAUUCUCGACCCUACUGGUGGCUGUCAAGAUAGUGGACAACGUCAUUCUAUGGCAUGUUAUUUCGAACAAAGAUAACAGCUAUAUUUACUAUCACGAUCAGCGAGUCGAUAUGCUUGGAAUUGAGGUAGCCUCUUCCAUCUUGCAGCAAGUCGAUAUAGCUGAGAUGAAACACGUGGUUGGUUGGACGCCGAACGCAGACAACCUAGCAGGCACACAAGGCGGGCAAUAUCAGAUCCGUCUAUCAGGGCUGGCACAUAGCCGGCCCCUGGAGAUUGAGCUCGAAAAGCUAACUAUCGGAUUCUCCAAAGUCUUUGCUGGGAACGUUUCCGUGAAGUUUGGAUGGAGAGAUAGACCUGUUCAUGCACGUGAUGAAGGUGAUGGGAAACUGAAUAUCAAGCACAUCUCGAAACACUUCGUAGUCCUCUACGAUGUUGAAGACCACAGAGGGUUCCUUCUAGAUGGUGCGACAGCUCUCCUUCACCUGGUGCGGGCCUCAAUAAUCGAGGACCAAGAAAUUGGUCUCAUUGACAGCCUACACGAUGGCCAAACGAUAAACGACUCUAUACAACUUGACAAUGAUCCUGACCCGAAGCGACGUGCUAUGAAAACUCUGUGGAAAGACGACAACGCUUGCCUCAAACUAUACAAGCGUCUCAUUACAGGAGAUACCAAAACUGAAACAAAAACAGUAUUUCAAGUUCCCUCAAACCCACAAAACACAACACAAGAGAUCUACAGCCAAGAGGAACGCUGGGUGUUCUUCAAAGACAGAGUAUAUGAUAUCUGGUGGAUGCUCGAUCAGGCUAUCAACAUCCAGACCGACGAUACGGCGCUCAAGGCAAGUAUGAAAAGUUUUAUGGGCAACACCAAGCUCGAAGGGUACGAGUUCCAGGAUCUUGCUUCUUCCAAAAAAGCAGAUUUACAAUUUGCCACUCCUGAGUCCCACAGCCAAGGCUGGCUUGAUCUUGUGCGAAGAUUACGAGCUGUUACACUUUUCGGCCGUGGAUUCGGCGAGAUCAUUCAACACAAUGACUGCGACGCUCAAACUCAUCCAAUGUGUCCGGGCUGGAGAUCCGUGCCAACAGAUCGCGGAUAUCUGGUUGUAACUAGCGCAACCCUGAAGAGUGUACUUGAGCGCGACGGCUCAGACCUGUGGCUGCUACAGAACCCAUUCGAGCCAUGCAAGCCCAAGGUCCAAAUGUGCGAUCGGAAGCACUUCAUGAUCGCUAACCAGAACCAAAAAGCACAAACACGAAGGCUUGAGUUUCCAGAACGUGGAGCGGUUGUUAUUGGCCAUGAAGCAUCUCCUGUGUCAAGGUUCAUAAAAUCCAUGAGUACACGACAGGUGCACGACAACGACAAGGCAAGUUUUACGACUGGGGCCAGCACAGAUUCUCAACGCUUGCAAGAUUCUCGAUCGGAGGAUACAUCUCGAGAAGCCGCAUCAUCAGCAGCAGCCAGAAACAGUGAUAUUGUAACAAGCGCAACAUCAUAUACUACUGUAGACACACCACAGGACGGUCCUGAGAGGUUGCUUGUUGGGAAACUUCAGCACCCGAAUGAACAUCUGGCGAUAUCUAAUAUCGCCAAUGCCAAGCUGGUCACGCCUCUUGAGCCAGAUGUAGAAGCGGAGCAAGCCAAGAAGUCUCAGUCUACGCAUUUUACAAAUUCGAAUGCAGGCAUCAUUAUUCCAGACUUCAACCAGGAGGGAGCUCAGAUUCCUGACUUGCCCGUACCGGAGAACACUGAGAGCGGAACGCGGAGAUCUGGUACAGUUGUGGUAGCAGGCGUCCCGUCAGGUACUCUCCAACCACUGCCAAACCCGAAGAGCAGUGAGAUGGCCUCACAUGGCCGAAAGCAGUCAGUUCAUGGAAGGUUCAGGCAAAUGGUUAAAUUUCUACCGUUUCGAUCUUCGAAGCGCAAAGACAAAUGA
Pestalotiopsis fici W106-1 is the source of this 4368-nucleotide messenger RNA. RefSeq lists its product as uncharacterized. The coding region runs from base 1 to 4368 and encodes 1455 amino acids. Gene Ontology annotation, cellular component: cytoplasm. The transcript has 5 exons. Gene Ontology annotation, biological process: innate immune response. Gene Ontology annotation, molecular function: protein binding. NCBI's taxonomy places the organism in Eukaryota, Fungi, Ascomycota, Sordariomycetes, Amphisphaeriales, Sporocadaceae. The record is from RefSeq and is a predicted model, not a curated record.